Labeo rohita (rohu) is the source of this 4999-nucleotide messenger RNA. Its product is annotated as disintegrin and metalloproteinase domain-containing protein 10. The record is from RefSeq and is a predicted model, not a curated record. The transcript has 16 exons. Gene Ontology annotation, molecular function: metalloendopeptidase activity involved in amyloid precursor protein catabolic process. Gene Ontology annotation, cellular component: plasma membrane; synaptic membrane. The coding region runs from base 74 to 2452 and encodes 792 amino acids. Lineage: Eukaryota; Metazoa; Chordata; Actinopteri; Cypriniformes; Cyprinidae. Gene Ontology annotation, biological process: membrane protein ectodomain proteolysis; Notch signaling pathway.
ACGCAAAGCCCCAAACCCGAGACUGAAGCUGUAAACAAUAAAACCCAACCCGUCCAUCAUCCAUGCGCUAAACAUGCAUUUGUCCGCUAUGACGGCCGUGUUGUCGGUGCUGCUGUGCCUCUUGUGCGGCCUCAGAUCGGCGCGAGGUUACUAUGGCAACCCCCUGAACAAGUACAUCCGGCACUACGAGGGUCUGUCGUACGACACGGAGCUGCUGCACGACCGGCACCAGAGAGCCAAGAGGGCGCUGUCGCACGAGGAGCGAGUGCUGCACCUGGAGUUCCACGCGCACGGCAGACAUUUCAACCUCCGAAUGAAGCGAGACACCAAGCUGUUUUCAGACGACUUUAAGCUGGAGAUGUCUGGACGGGAGCUGGACUACGACACCUCGCACAUCUACACCGGAGAAAUAUACGGUGAGCACGGCACUCUGACUCACGGCUCGGUCGUGGACGGGAAGUUCGAGGGCUUCAUUCAGACCCAUCGAGGGAUGUUUUACGUGGAGCCGGUCGAGAGAUACCUGGAGGAUAAGAACGUCCCGUUCCACUCCGUCAUCUACCACGAGGACGACAUCAAUUAUCCUCACAAAUACGGGCCGGAAGGCGGCUGCGCGGAUUCGUCCGUGUUCGAGCGAAUGAAGAAAUAUCAGGCGUCUGCGGUGGAGGAACCGGCCAAGGAGGAGAGUUUGGAGAGCGGGUCGGUGGACGAUCACGUCUUACUGAGGAAGAAGAGGAUGACGCAGGUGGAGAAGAACACCUGCCAGCUCUUCAUCCAAACCGAUCACCUCUUCUACAAAUACUACAAGACCAGAGAGGCCGUCAUCGCUCAGAUCUCCAGUCACGUGAAGGCCAUCGAUGCCAUCUAUCAGGGCACAGACUUCAUGGGCAUCCGCAACAUCAGCUUCAUGGUCAAGAGGAUACGGAUAAACACCACCAGUGACGAGCGGGAUCGCUCCAACCCCUUCCGCUUCGCCAAUAUCGGCGUGGAGAAGUUUCUGGAGCUGAACUCGGAGCAGAAUCACGACGAUUACUGUCUGGCGUACGUCUUCACCGACCGAGACUUUGACGACGGCGUGUUGGGUCUGGCGUGGGUCGGCGCUCCGGCCGGGAGUUCUGGUGGAAUCUGUGAGAAGAACAAGUUGUAUUCUGAUGGGAAGAAGAAGUCUCUGAACACCGGGAUCAUCACGGUGCAGAACUACGCCUCGCACGUGCCUCCUAAAGUCUCGCACAUCACCUUCGCGCAUGAGGUCGGACACAACUUCGGUUCACCGCAUGACUCCGGGUCAGAGUGCACUCCAGGCGAGUCCAAGAGCCAGGAUAAGAAGGAGCGAGGGAACUACAUCAUGUAUGCGCGCGCCACAUCCGGAGACAAACUGAACAACAACAAGUUCUCCGUGUGCAGCAUCAAGAACAUCAGCCAGGUGCUGGAGAAGAAGCGCGGGAGCUGUUUCGUGGAGUCCGGUCAGCCCAUCUGCGGGAACGGUCUGGUGGAGCCGGGCGAGGAGUGUGAUUGCGGAUACAGCGAUCAGUGUAAAGACGAGUGCUGCUACGACGCCAAUCAGCCAGACAACAGGAAGUGCAAACUCAAGCCCAACAAAGUCUGCAGUCCGAGUCAGGGUCCUUGCUGCACGGCCGAGUGCUCCUACAAGAGCCGCAACGAGAAGUGCCGCGAGGAGUCGGAGUGCGCUCAUCAGGGCAUGUGUAACGGCGCCUCGGCCCAGUGCCCCACCUCGGAUCCCAAAGCCAACUUCACCGCCUGCCACGGGGACACGCAGGUCUGCCUGAACGGGGGCUGCUCCGGCUCCAUCUGUGAGAAGUACGGGCUGGAGGUCUGCACCUGCGCCAGCGUGGACGGAAAAGACGAGACCGAGCUCUGCCACGUGUGCUGCAUGGAGAAAAUGAACCCCAGCACCUGCAGCAGUACGGGCUCCGAGCGUCUCGCUCACUUCUUCAAUAAGAAGGUCACCACUCUCCAGGCCGGCUCGCCCUGCAACGACUUCAAGGGUUACUGCGACGUCUUCAUGAAGUGUCGUCUGGUGGACGCCGACGGUCCUUUGGCGCGUCUGAAGAAGGCCAUCUUCAACCCGGAGCUGUACGAGAACAUCGCCGAGUGGAUCGUGGCUCACUGGUGGGCCGUUCUGCUGAUGGGCAUCGCUCUCAUCAUGCUGAUGGCCGGAUUCAUUAAGAUCUGCAGCGUUCACACGCCCAGCAGCAACCCCAAACUGCCUCCUCCUAAACCACUGCCAGGUACGCUGAAGAGACGACGAGCUCAACACGCCAGUCAGCAGCAGCAGCAGCAGCACCAUCAGCACCACAACCAGAACCAGCACGCUCAUCCUCACGGCCACCAGAACCAGCGGCCGGCUCCCCGCCAGGCCCAGCGCCAGCCGCAGCCGCAGCGCCACCACCGGCAGCCCCGCGAGAACUACCAGAUGGGUCAGAUGAGACGCUGAGAGCCGCGGCCCGACCCGAGAGCCACCGCCACCCCCCUCCGCACCCUCCUCCGUUUGCUCCAGCGGCGGGCGUUCGGUCCGAGCGUCGCUCCAUCGCCACCACCGCCACUCCCCCCCGUCCGCACCGCCACAGUCCCGCGUGCGGCGUUCACGACUCCGCUGGAGCGUUUUACAGGAAUAAGUCCAGAGUCCAUAAUGCUUCCUCAGACUGGACCGCAGCCCUGCCCUCCACUCCGUCGUCUUUGAUUAUUUCUGAUGGUUUUUAUUUUUUGCCCUCGUGUGCCAAGGUUUACCGGGGUAUUUGUAGAUAGAGCGUCUCCCGUCGUCCUUCAUAAACUCCUCUCCAGACUCGUGGGUUUGAUAUGAAACAUCUUUUUAAGGAUUCGCGCGGAGCUCCGGCUCCGGCUGUCGCCACACACGCGGAAAAGGACUUUUAUUUUGUAAGCGCAGAAACGUUACGCCUUCCCUUUUCCGCAGGCUCGCGGCUGUAUAGAGAAACGAUAUUAGCUGUAUUAUAUGUGAGAACAGAUUAUUUCUUCUACUGUCGAUAAGAGAUUUACAGUUGCAGUUUUGUUGACAACACUCAGGACUCAAAAACGCUAACGAAGGUGGCGGCCCGGCGUCAGUCCGCCGUUUACAUGCUUCAUUCUGUGUGCGUUCGUGUUUGUUUGUAUAUAGCUCCGCACCUCUAUGGCAAGCCCGUUCAACGUUUAACCCGGAAAACUUCUGGAGCGACUGGUGCUCGUUGCUAGGUACUAGUAACUUUUUAAAGGUACUCAUUCUUAUUCAUUGGCUGCUAGUGCUUAUUCUUUAGGUACUUGGUAUUAUUUGUAAAGAUUGACCCAAAUAUAAGACGACCCCCUUUUUCAAGAUGUACCUUUUGGAAAAAGGCUUUUUGAAAACCAACUCAUGGGUUUUAAGAAACACGUUUCGUAAAUCAUUUUCAUAUUUUUCCUAUUUUAAUUUUUGUUAAAAAUUAUGGUAAAAUGUUUUAAUAAAAGUUUAAACUUUUUGAUAUACAGUAAAAAUAACAGGUAGUCCAUUUCAGUUAUAUAAAAAUUAAAUAAAUCUUAUAGUAGCCUACCAAAAUUUUAUUAACAAUAGAAGAGAAAUCGUACUGUAGUCUUCAAAUCUGGGUACUGUCUUACAUGUAUUUGGCGCCACCUGUUGUUGCGGGCGUCAAAAUCUAGACCCUGAAUAUAAGACAACCACAUUUUUUCAGAUGUAUUUCCAAGAAAAAAAACAUUGUCUUGUCAAUAUGGUACUUUACGGUGUUUAUUUCAGUAUAUUCAACAUUUUUUUGCAAAAUUUUGCUAUCUAUGGUGAGCUGUCAUUCAGAUAUUCAGCUAUUCAUUUCUGAUUAGUAUGCUUUCAUUAGAUGCUAGUACAUACUUAGUUAUUUGUUGGGCACUAGUUUUAGGUACUUUAUAUACACUAAUGUCUUUUGUAAUUGUUACUAGUAACUGUUCUUAUCUUAAUGGUGACAGCUUUUUGUUUUUUAAACUCUUAAUAAACUCUUCUUUUGACUAGUCAGAAUGGCCACUUUAGCGCUCAAUUAAAAAUCUUACCGGUAACAUUUGGAAUGAUUAAUGAAUAAGCACUGUUGUCUAAUGAAUCGGUACUAUUAUCUUUUGAAAAGGUACUAAUUGCACUAGUAGCUAAAGAAUAAAUACUAGCAGUAUGAGAGUGGAUGCUAGUAUGUCAUGAGGGUUAAAUGUUAAAGCGGCUUGCCAUACACUCACAUUCACCACACUCCACCAAUGAGGAACGUGUGCAUGAAGAGCAGCGCCAACUUGAGCGUAAUGUGUGUUUAACAGUACGAUCAUGAAGACACCUUGAGAAAGGUACAAUCAUUUCAGAAGCAUCAUGGGAACGGUUCCCAGUGAAGGUUUGGGGAUUCUCACGGUACUAACGGUCGCAUUAACACGUUUAGUUUACAGACUCUGACAGAAACACACCUUCAUCGUCAUCGUCGUGGUCAUGAUGCUGGAGACGGACCAGUCUCAACUGUCCACUUCCUCUCAUGUGAACUCUGUACAGUAACUGGAGGAUUUCUGUUCGAUUUGACGCUACGUUUUGAUACUGUUCUUUUGAUUUAGCGUUUGCGAGUCCAGGCCGACCGUGCACGGACUCUUCUUCACCGUACUGCCAUCUGUGAGGAAGACACCCGGUUCGGCGGUUUUGCGGCGGUCUGGGCCGAAGGAGAUCUGAAUAUUUGCCUGUAUUUGACUUUUUUUCAUUUUUACGUAGUCUUGGUGAAACUUCAUAGAGGAAAAGUGCACUGAAAAAACGUCUUAAUCGAGUCCAGAUGUCGUAGGUGAAAAUAGGCCGAACACUAAAAUUGAGAAACGAAUGAAAAACCAGAACAAAACAAAUGGGAAAAAAAAAGGUUAAUACUGCUGUCUGUUAAUGUUCACUGUGUUUUAUACAGUACCUAAAUUUUUGUUCACUUUGAACAUUUUUACGUAACAUUUCAGAACGUAUUGUGCAAAGAGAUGUAAUUUUUUUGGAGUACUUGAACUGCAUUAAUAAAAAGACUGGGUUGAA